Molecule: messenger RNA, 2264 nt
Organism: Paramisgurnus dabryanus
Lineage: Eukaryota; Metazoa; Chordata; Actinopteri; Cypriniformes; Cobitidae
Biological process (GO): regulation of mitotic cell cycle; negative regulation of apoptotic process; protein autophosphorylation
Cellular component (GO): cytoplasm
Molecular function (GO): protein serine/threonine kinase activity; ATP binding
Source: RefSeq, a predicted model, not a curated record
AGGCAUUGAUUUAUUGAAUUGUAAUUGCAGUGUUUGGAGGAGAGAUGGAUUCAUUCCUACCGAAUGCUGUGUUGACCUAUGACUUUGUCCCUGACUUUGGACUUUUGUCAGAGGUCGGAUGCGCUGCCGGUGGUUUGAAUCCAAGUGGAGGAGUAGAGGAGAAAAUCCCAACAAUGUUGGGAUGGAGAUGUGAUGAUGGAGGAAUGGAUUUUGUCCUUCCUAGUGCGGUCCUUGACAUUGUCCCGAACAACGGACAUUUGUUAGACAGACACGCCGGUAGUUCACAUCCACGAGGAGGAGUAAAGGAGUUUACUCCUGCAUUUGAGGAGGCGAACAGCCCCAAAGAAAAAUGCGAGAAUAAAAUCUUGAAAUCAUUAAAGAAGGUGUGGAAGAAUGCAAAGCACCCAUUCCUUCAUAAUGAUAAAGUGGAAACACUGAUUCCUUCAGAGCUUAAUGCUGAUUUAGCUAAUCCUAAUCUAAAGGAUGAUGCUGGUCUGGCCAGCUCUGAAUUAAAAACUAAAAUCAAACCGGACAAACGAAAGGCAUUCUUUGGCUGUCUCUGGAGGGGCAAGGUGGAGUCAGUGCCGACUCCACAGCUUACAGCGGAUCCAGCUAUCCCUGAUGUUAGGGAAGUUGUUGAUCUUGCAUCACAGUCAAAGACCGACGUUGGUCCGAAGAAACAGAAACAAAAGGCUUCAAAGAGCCGCAAAUCUAACCUCCAGGGGAAAAAAGUGACUGUUGUGCCAACUCAACAGCCCAAGGCCAUUUCAGAUAUUCCUGUUGGCAUGGAUGUUCCUGAUCUGACCGGCCCCCAAUCAAAAACAAAGAUUCGUCCGGAUAAACGCAAGACAUUGAAGCAACGCUUCCUUGGAUGCUUCCGGAGGGGCAAAGUGGAGUCAAUGCCGACUUCACAGAUUGAAGCCGAUCCAGCUAUCCCUGAUGCCAGGGAAGUUAGAGAUCUGGGAGAUUCUCAAUCAAAGAUUGUUGGCUUAAAGAAACACAAACAAAAGGCUUUAAAGACGCGCUUAUUUCACAACCCUUGGAGAAAAAAAGGGAAGAGUAAAGUGAAAAAAGACGCCGAUCCAGCUAUUCCUGAUGCCAUGGAUGGUGCUGAUAUGGCCAGUUUUGGUGGCAUUGCUGCAGCCAAUGCCAGGCUACAGAAGAUAGGUGCCAUUCCAGCUAAUAUCGGACUAAAAGGUGGCGGAAAUCCCGACCCAAAUAAAGCCAAAAAUCCUGGGCCAGAAGAUGAUAAAGUUGUCAGGCCAAAAGCUCUUGGAAAUCCCAGAAAUCCUGGGCAAGAAGAGGAUAAAGUUGUCAGGCCAAAAGCUUUUGGAAAUUCCAGACAUCCUUGGCAAGAAGAUGCGAAAGUUGCUUUUCAACGAGCUAUUAAAGCGCUAAGCGAUAUGAAACUAGAUGAUCCAGUGCCUAAAGAAACUUUUGAUUCUAAAUAUGAACUCUUGGAGGAUAAAGUGAUUGGGCGCGGUGGCUCUGGCAAAGUCUACAAAGGGAUCCGUAAAUCGGAUGGCACUCCGGUUGCCGUCAAGCGAAUAUACAAAAGAGAGAGUGAAAGAUAUAUUAAGAUUCCUGGAUACCCCGAACCGCUCAUUACAGAAGUGGCGCUGAUGCUUACGUUGAGAAAUGCGCCCUCAUGCCCCAAAGUCAUACAGAUGUAUGACUGGUAUGAGAAUAAACACGAUUUCACGCUCGUGUUGCAGUACCCUCAGCACUGCGUAUCCUUGAGGCGUUUUGUUACUCGUCGAAGAAAACUGAGUGAAGAUACAGCAAGAGUUCUCAUGCGUCAGGCAGUACGAGCAGUGGAACACUGUCUGGAUAAUGGAGUUUUUCAUACAGACCUCCAUGCCAAGAACUUCUUGGUGCAGAAACCAACAAUGAAGCUGAAGUUAAUUGACUUUGGGCUUGGACAUCUUCUUAAGGAUGAUGGCUAUAAGUCCUACGACUUUAUAGGAGCUCCAUCUUGCACCCCGCCUGAGACCAAAACAGCUAAGAAAUUCCACGCCAUGCCAGUAAACGUCUGGGCCUUAGGUGUUUUGCUGUACUUCAUGGUGCUUGGAACUUACCCCUUUCCUUACCACGACUAUUAUUUGGACAACCUGAAAAAAGAUGAGGGUUUAUCAAAGGAAAUCUGUGAUCUGAUAAGAUGGUGCCUGGCCGAGAAACCAAAAAAACGUCCCACGCUCAAGCAGAUCUUGGAUCAUGACUGGUUUUAUUUAGACUGGUAAACUGAGUCUAACAAAGAAGAGCUA